AUGAUUGUUGAGAUGAUUGUGGGCCUCCCAGGAAACAUAAUCGCUUUGUGGAUUUUCUGGUUCCGCAUGAAAUUUUGGAAACCCCACACUCUCUUUCUCUUUAACCUGGUUCUAGCUGACUUCCUGCUCCUCAUCAGUGUGCCUUUCCGCAUCGACAACCACCUCCGAGAGGAAUACUGGGUGUUUGGACCGGUCUGGUGCCGCAUCAACCUCUUCAUGCUGGCUGUCAAUCGCUCUGCCAGCAUUGCAUUCAUGACAGUUGUGGCACUGGAUCGCUACUUCAAAGUGGUCCAUCCGCAUCACUGCAUCAGCCAUAUUAAUGUAACUAAGGCGGGUUGGGUUGCUGUCCUGAUGUGGACUGUUGUGAUUGCCAUUCGGAUUCCACUAUUGACCACCAACCUCCACCAGCAGGAUGGCAACGUCUCCCUGUGUCGCAGCUUCAACACAUAUGAUAAAAUCCCCUUGGGUAUAAAGGUAUACUAUGUAGCCUUCGUUGCAGAGUUUCUCCUGCCCUGGUUCUUGUUGUUGUUCUGCUCAGCCCGGAUUGCAUGCUACCUGCACCAACGGCAGAUGGACAAGCAGAAGGGGGUACGGAGGGCCAUCCGAGCAGUGGGGGUGAUCAAUUUGGUGUUCACUAUCUGCUUCUUGCCAAGUAUCAUCACAGGCUUGGGUGGGAUGUACAUGAAGUAUUACCACCCCAUGGACUUAACGUGCUACAAUCUGCUCACCCAGCUCUUUAUGAUGUGCAUUGGCUUCACCUACCUCAACAGCGCUUUGGACCCUGUCAUUUACUUUUUCUCAAGCUCCAUGUUUCUUGAUGCCGUCAAGAGCUCCAUCUGCCACCUGUGCUUUAAGAAGAGGAAGAAUCUCAGACCAUCAUCAGAUCAUGCCAGUAGCGUAUAUUUAUAA
Micropterus dolomieu (smallmouth bass) is the source of this 909-nucleotide messenger RNA. It is a transcript of the gene hcar1-3, whose product is annotated as hydroxycarboxylic acid receptor 1-3. The record is from RefSeq and is a predicted model, not a curated record. Gene Ontology annotation, molecular function: G protein-coupled receptor activity. Lineage: Eukaryota; Metazoa; Chordata; Actinopteri; Centrarchiformes; Centrarchidae. Bases 1 to 909 code for a protein of 302 amino acids. The transcript has a single exon. Gene Ontology annotation, biological process: G protein-coupled receptor signaling pathway. Gene Ontology annotation, cellular component: membrane.